Penicillium alfredii is the source of this 1125-nucleotide messenger RNA. RefSeq lists its product as uncharacterized. The record is from RefSeq and is a predicted model, not a curated record. Gene Ontology annotation, molecular function: fatty-acyl-CoA binding. Bases 1 to 1125 code for a protein of 374 amino acids. Lineage: Eukaryota; Fungi; Ascomycota; Eurotiomycetes; Eurotiales; Aspergillaceae. The transcript has 5 exons. Gene Ontology annotation, biological process: fatty acid metabolic process.
AUGUCGGACUCUGUAGAUCGCGUCUUCGUCCAUGCCCUCAACACCGUCAAGAGGAUUCCCCGGACAGGGACCGCGCGUCCCCCGGCCGCGGAACGGCUGAAGCUGUAUGGCCUAUACAAGCAGAGCAUGGCUCACAUCGCGCAGAGGGGGGACGUCGAAGGGGUGAUGGAUCGGCCGAUUGGGAACACGCCGGAGGUGCAUGCGGAGUGUGAGAAGUGGGACGCCUGGUAUGCUCAGCGCGGCCUCUCGCGCACCGAGGCCAAACGCCGCUACAUCUCGAUCCUGAUCGAUACCAUGCACCGCUAUGCGUCGCAAACGCCCGAGGCCCGCGAGCUGGUCGCCGAGCUCGAGUUUGUUUGGGACCAGAUCAAAUACAACGUUUCCUCCUCGUCUUCCUCCAGUCCGUUGAAUACCGUCGGCGUGCCGCCAUUGCCGCGGCACCAGAGCAGUGGUUAUGGGAGCAUUGGGGGUCGUCUCGCCCGAUCCACAGAGGACUAUGAGCGUCCUAAUGUACGAGCCGACGCGGGUCGCGGGGACCGCGACUCACGACUACGGGUGCUGAGCCCUGUGAGCCAGCCAGAAGAGGGGGAGAAUGAGGACGAGGACGAGGACGAGGACGAAGAAUAUGAAGAGGCCCGUGACAGUCUCUACGAAGACCAAGACCAUGCCAGCACCAACACCGACACAGGCACCGAUCAUACCUCCCAUCGCCAUCACCAACGCCAGCGACCCGGGUCGGGGCCUAGCGUCGACAGCGGCGCCUACAGCCGCCGCGAUUCGCACGACCCCGUCCAUCCCCGAGACAGCCGCUGGCGCCGCCGAGUCGAACAAGCCUUGACCAAGAUGACGGCCGAGAUUGCUGCUGUGCGCGAGCAGAUAGAACUGCGCACGCUGGCGCACCGCCGCCGGUCGGGCGUCUGGGCCUGGCUCAAGUGGCUGCUGUGGGUGGCAUUGCGCCAGAUCCUGUGGGAUCUGGCUAUGCUGGGCAUGUUGUUGCUUUGGAUGCGGCUGCGCGGCGACCAUCGCGUCGAAGAUCGGCUGCGUUCGGGCUGGUCGGAGCUGAAGGCGCGGCUGGGCCGGUUUAAGCUCUUGCGGCGGGUUGGGGAUAUGCCCUUGCUGCCGUAG